AUGGCAAGGUCAAGAAGAAAUGCAACAAAAAGUGGACCAAUGAGUGAGCAAGAAAUUGAUAAUAUGUAUGAAGCUAUGAUGUCUGAACUGAACAGAAUAUACUCAAACAUAAAUGAAGUGAUGAACCAAGUCGUGGAGCUCACAGUGGCGAUCAGUGCUCUCCAGCCACUUGACCCAAGGACAUCUGUCUUCUGCAUGAUUUCAGGAUUCCUAAUGCGAGGACACUUGUUGAAGAUAUUGCCUAGAAUAAGACAAAAUAGAGAAGAACUAAAAGAGAUCCUUGUGGAACUUGAGGCUGCUCUGGAAGACAAGAAUAGGGAGAUUGCUGAGUUUGAGGCUAGAACAAGCAUUCCGCGCUUGGUCGAAGCGCCGUCGGACGCUGUGUCAGCCCUGCGUGGGUGUUCUGCUGUUCUCUGGCAAUUUAAUUUGGCUUUGAAUAUGGUCUUCUAA
Prosopis cineraria is the source of this 450-nucleotide messenger RNA. RefSeq names its product prefoldin subunit 2-like. Gene Ontology annotation, biological process: protein folding. The coding region runs from base 1 to 450 and encodes 149 amino acids. The transcript is spliced from 3 exons. Gene Ontology annotation, cellular component: cytoplasm; prefoldin complex. Gene Ontology annotation, molecular function: protein folding chaperone. The record is from RefSeq and is a predicted model, not a curated record. Lineage: Eukaryota; Viridiplantae; Streptophyta; Magnoliopsida; Fabales; Fabaceae.